AUGGCUAUUUCUGAAAUGAGUAAAUUAUGUAAAAAAGUUAGAAUUAAAAUCCCUACAAUUGAAAGGAUUUGUAUUUUUCACAGAUUGGGUCAAGUCCCAGUAGGAGAGAUUUCUGUAUUUAUAGCUGCAAGUUCUCCACAAAGAAAAGCAGCAAUUGAAGCAACUGAAUGGCUUAUUAAUUCUUUGAAAGAAAGAGUUCCUAUUUGGAAAAAGGAAUUAUAUUCUGACGGUUCUUCUUCUUGGAAAGAAAAUAAAGAACAACCAUUUAAUGUUCAAAACAAUCAUUUUUAA
Molecule: messenger RNA, 291 nt
Organism: Meloidogyne enterolobii
Lineage: Eukaryota; Metazoa; Nematoda; Chromadorea; Rhabditida; Meloidogynidae
Source: the annotation of a GenBank genome assembly